AGAUGACGUUGGCUCCUCGAAAUCCACCCUCUUAUACCUCUGUGGAAUUUUACGGAAGUCGUAGAACGGUCGUGUUAGCUCUCGACCAUCUCCGCAACUGAAAGCAUGAUGUUUUGUUUGGUGAAAUUUACAACUCCCACGGGCUGGGCAACGCGCUCUUUCGUAUGAAGGAGCAAGCCUAGGUAAAAUAACAGCAAAAUUACUUCUCUCUGUCGUUGACGGAUACCCCUCGAUAGAGAUGGCUUCGCACAGGGCGUUCGUCCUGCUCUGGACUUCCGCGGCCGUGAACCAGAAUUCUUUGGCUCUGGGUUUGAAGUUAUCACCAGUCGCGCCGCGUCCGGAGCACAUAAGCACGCGCCAAAAUAAGACGACGAGCUCGGGGGCAGGGAUCCUUGCUAGGAAAAAGGAUAAAAGUAGCUUGCUGCAGUUCAAUAAGAAAAAAGCUACAGAUAAAAGAAGUGGCCGCAAAGAAGACCACCGAGAGCAAAAAUCGCAAUCCUCCACGACCCACAGACAGACACCCUGGAGGCCGCAGAUUGACGUAACGCCAGGCAUCGAUGACAAGAUUUGGACCUUGACCAACCCAAACACCGCGUACGACGAUGACUUCUGUCUGACCGCCGAGGAUUUCGACGGCGAGGGCGUAAACUGCGGUAAUGUCGUGACGUGGGCGGACAAUGCGCGGUCCUGGAACGGAGCGUAUUUCGGCGCGGAGGCCGAGGUUCGGGGCCUUCCGCUCGAGUUUUGCCGCACCAGAAUGACGUUUGACAUGACGAAAAACGGCGGCGCCACGCUCGAGUUCUAUCUGGACACGUCGAAAACCCAGCCGGACGUGAACGUACACGCCUACCUCGUCGCGCCGAACACGGACAAAUUCGCCGGCUGGGACAAGGAGAACCGCACCAGAGUGCCCGACUGCACGCAGCUCCCGAAGACGCACCCCGACCUGUGCACCAAGCUGGAUCUGAUCGAGAACAAUGCGAAUCGGUACUUCGACUUUGGCGAGCUGUACAUCUCGGACCACAAAGAGAAGGCUGGUGAUGCGAACGAGGGCAAGCUGUGGACGAAGGCCGCGUGGUCGAUCAGGGAAAACAAAUGGCAGCGGAAAAACGUGAAGUUCAGCAUGCAAAGCCCGGUCGAUUGCGAAUGGAACUGCGCUGGCACGUACUGGAUUAGCGUCACCGCGAGGGACAGGGACGACCAGAGCGGGCACUAUCCGCAGGCGGUGGUGGGGUGGUGCGGGAAGGAUCCUGCCGAUUUUCCGGACGUGUGCCCCUUGGAGCUGCAGGCGCGGACGGAGCCCCGAACACCAGCGCAUGAGGGUUGGUACGCACAUGUGUACGGCCCCUGGCUGCAAAGAGAGAACGCAGUCAACGGCCUGCAGCUGUACUUCAAGGUCUCCGACACGUUCGUGCCCGCGGCCGAGGGGGGCUACCGGCCGGAGCCGGACAACCGACACCGGAUUGGCCACUCCAUCACGAAAAUCGGGCCCAUCCGGAUCUCCGGCAAUGCGGUGGUCAAGAAAGGUCCGACGCCGAAGCGGUGCCGGCAGCUGCGCCCUGGUGGCGGACAAGCGCAAUCCGACGCCUCGCCCGUGGCCACUACAACAGCAAUUUCAGAUUCUAACCGGGAGCCGCUCCGUAGACCGACGCCGAAGCCGAUCCUGGCGACAAAGCCUCCCCCACCGCCCUCGACAGCAGAUGUACAGCUGGUAGCAUCUUCUGGGGUGGUGCGGAGCACGACGACAGCCAUUUCUUCGAUUUCAACCGCAAUGACACCCACUCCGACCGGAUCCGAUGGUACUACAAACGAUGUGCCACCGUCCUCACGCGGGGCCGGGAGCGCUGUGAAUUCUCCGAAUUCUCCACCAAAUGGGAUGGUAUCUUCCUCUAGAACUUCUACGAGCAACGUGUAUGGCACGGGAUGGGCGGUGCGACGCCCGGAUAGUACGGCGGCGACCGAGCAGGCGGCCGCGCUGCCGAUCUGGCUGCUGUUCCUCGUCGCCGCGCUGGCGGGCGCGAGUGUGGUGGCCGGGGUGUUUUUGUACCUCUACUGGGAAAGUUGUGCUUGUCCGUGUUGCGAUGCCGGAGAAGGUAGGCGGGACGCACGGGUAGUCCCGACGGGCGAGUACCUCCUGUCCAGCUCGCACCGCGCCGCGUCGAAGGCACCGUCACAGGGACUGAACACAACUGUCGACAGCGUCAACAUGUCCUACCACCUGUCGGCGGUACCAAAAUUGCCCACAGUCGCAGUGGCCAAGGCCGCGAACGAACAAGUGACGACCUACCAGCUGUCCCAGACCCGGGAAACGGCCCAUCCGGAGAACGCUGUCGUGCCUCCGGCCGCAGGGCGUACAUCCGCGCUCUCAUCGGGCGUGGUACCUUACACAUUGCCAGCACCCGGAGGAGCGCUAGCUGGUAGCAGCGGCAAGGCCAUCAAACAAAGCGUAGUGGUAGCGGAAAAGCAAGAGGGAGCAAAAGCGAAGCCCGAGGUACUAGAGGAGCCCAGCAGUGGCAGUGGAUCUUCGUCGUCGUCGAACAAGCGCAACAAGACGAAUAAGAAGAUGAUCAAAAGGAAGAACGAAGAGCGCAAGGCGGCACUUGCCGCGAAGGCGGCGGCGCCGCAGCUCAUGAGUAAUCUUCUCGGCGAUCUGCGAAGUGCAGCCGCGGGGAUCGAUUCCCGCACUACUGCGCACCCCGACUCCCGCGCCACUGCGCAGCCCGAUUCCCGAACGACCGCGCAGCCUGAUUCCCGAAUGACCACGCAGCCCGAUUCCCGAACGACCACGCAACCAGAGUCCGAGUUUCCAGGUUUCUUGCAUGGACCAGAAAGUAGUGAGGAGAUGAGGUGAUGGACAUCAUCGGACAUUCAUGUAGUCAACGUUCAGUUGGACUGGCACAUCCUAGUAAUGGAGGCUAAUGGGGUACCAGUUCUGCUUCUGUGUCUAUACGCAAAUCAGCUGUAGAAAUGAACUGACCUUGUGCUG
Amoebophrya sp. A120 is the source of this 2986-nucleotide messenger RNA. Lineage: Eukaryota; Dinophyceae; Syndiniales; Amoebophryaceae. The record is from the annotation of a GenBank genome assembly.